Molecule: messenger RNA, 492 nt
Organism: Paraglomus brasilianum
Lineage: Eukaryota; Fungi; Glomeromycota; Glomeromycetes; Paraglomerales; Paraglomeraceae
Source: the annotation of a GenBank genome assembly
AUGUUCGGAGCAAUCAGGUCUCAGGCCUUUCGACAGAACGUCCGACAAGCAUAUCAGAAAAGGCAUUUUGUUCAGUCUUCACCGAUCUUGUCCCGCUUUCUGGACCUAGCCCAGAGCGUUCGCUCCACAUAUCCAAUUUCAGAAAUCACCACGUCCGAGUUAAACUCAUCUCUUUCUUCACCGGACAAACCCAUAAUAAUUGAUGUUCGUGAGAAAGACGAGCAAGUGAAAGGCGUAAUUCCAGGCGCGAUUACUAUUCCCAGAGGUGUAUUGGAAAGAGACGUGGAGCGAUUGGCUGGAAGUGUUGAUGAGUUGAACGACAAAAAGGAUAAGAAGGUAGUUCUGUAUUGCGCAGGUGGAGUGAGAAGUUUAAUGGCAGCCGAGAGUUUGAUUAGGCUAGGAUAUAAGAAGGAGAAUAUAUUCAGUUUGGAAGGCGGCUAUCAGAAAUGGGAGAAGGCCGGAUUCGAUGUUGAGCAGUAUGGAAAGAAAUAA